Molecule: messenger RNA, 750 nt
Organism: Fonsecaea erecta
Lineage: Eukaryota; Fungi; Ascomycota; Eurotiomycetes; Chaetothyriales; Herpotrichiellaceae
Exons: 2
Coding region: 1-750 (249 amino acids)
Molecular function (GO): acyltransferase activity, transferring groups other than amino-acyl groups
Source: RefSeq, a predicted model, not a curated record
AUGGCCCAUCUCCGCCUCGCCAGGCUCUCCGACCUCCCAACCAUUGGGCAGGUCUUUGCGACCGCCUUCCACGACGAAGAGGUUGUCGGACCACUCCUGCACCCCUACCGCCAUCAGUACCCGGAUGACUACCUGGCCUAUUGGCGGCGACGGUGCUGCGAACGCUACUGGGAUUACGGCCGGGUGCUCGUGGUCAGCUGCGAGAAGGAUCCCAGCACCGGACGCGAGGUCGUCGUGGGCGUGGCCGAGUGGGAACGUGUCGGGCGACUGAUCCUCCCCAUCAUCAAGACAUUCAACCACAUCGUAUCGAUCUGGCGGCCCAACCGCGCCGCCGCCGUGGCUGAUCCGUCCGACCCCUUUCCCCUGACCCCGACGACGCUGCAGCGCACGCUGUGGCCGUUCAUUUCGCACUGUUACCUGUCGCCGCCGCACCGGCUCACGCGGUGGUCGCUCGACUGCAUCGCGGUGCACCCGGACUUUGAGCAGCGCGGCCACGGGCGGGCGCUGGUCGCGUGGGGCCUGGACCGCGCCCGCAAGGAGGGCAUCCCCGCCGGCGUCAUGGCCGCCGCCGACAAGGAGCGCUUCUAUCAGCGCUGCGGCCUGACCGAGGUGGCGGGCUGGGCUAACGACGGCGUCGACGACCAGGGAAGGGUCAAUCCCUUGAAAGGAAGGGUCAGGGGCGGAUGUAUCCUGUAUACGCGCGUGCCGGAGGAUGAUGAGUGGGAGAGCAUGCAUCCCAAACGGGAGUGA